AUGUAUGGUUGCGCCUUUCUUCCCACAAUCGGUCCUCCAAUUCUUCUGAUCAUCCUAGUGCUGAAACGUAGCUGCGAAUAUGACCGUCCGACCGGGAAGCGCGGCCCAAAGCGAGGAUCCAAGUGCGACGAUGACACGAUUCAAGAGCACGAACAGGUCAACUCCCCACCUCAAAAUGCAGUCGCACACGUUGCCUGUCAUGGUGAUCCUCCAACGCCAACCAGCGUCGACACACUCAAAGAGCGUCCUAAAUCCUCGUUACCAGAUGAUAAGAACGAACAGGCGUUGGUUGAAAGCCCAACUGGCCUCAUUGAGGAGAUGUAUACCGGAUGCUUGGGACUGUCCGCCGUCCCUGGUCUGCCUGAUAUAUCGCCGCUCCUCGAUACCAGCAACGCAAUCCUGGGUCUCGACAUUCCCAGCGAAGGCACUGGUCUCAUUACAGACACCUCUUACCCAUGUGUAAGUCCUAUAUGCACCAUACCUUUGAGCAUUGACAGAGAAUACCCGAUAUGCCGCUAUCCAUGUCUCCUUUCUGUCUUUCCAUUGGUGGAAACAGCCGACCUGUCACUAGAGGACGCCUGUGAUCUCCUGGACACCUACUUUGCGAAACACGAGACGUUAGACAUUGGAACUCGCUGUCCCUAUGUCCUGUCACCUAUCAUUCGAAGAGAAUCACUCCAGAGGCAAGACAGCUAUAGGCCGACCUCUCCCUUGCUAUUAUUGGUUAUUCUAUGGACCGUUUCGCAGACAGCAAACUUGGAGAUGAAUACAACCCAGCGCCUAUUUUCAAGUGUUGUGGCAUUGACAGGCCAGAGCAUAGGAAAUGGCGGAGUUGACGGGCAUGGGUAUUUCCAGCCUGGUGGUACUGAUGCAAAUCCCGAACGACAGAGAAUCACGAUGGAGUGCGAGUACGUGGACGAGACUCUAUCAUUUCUACUCUUGACAACUGCCACUUUAUCCAAGGGAUCCAACGCUAGCUGUCUUAGGUGGUUCAAUCAGGCUGUGGACCGGGUUAAGCAGCACGUCUCGCAUUCAGAUGACAGUGUCGCACAGUCUGCCGUAUCGGACGGGGUCCCUUCUGCAGGCAGAGAACAACAGGAAGAGUCAUACAGGGUAUUUUGGCUUGUGUAUUGCCUAGACAGGCAUCUCGCGCUGGCAUUCAACAAGCCGCUGCAGAUCAGUGAUUCAGAGGCCCAGAGUGUGAAGAGGCCUCUACCUGAGUGGGCUUGGGAAGCAUUUGACACCAUCCCAUUCGGGGAAUUACCAGCCCCAGAAUAUGGCCCAUCAACACAAGUACGAGAUGCUGGAUUCUUCGGCUACUUCCUUCCUCUCAUGACUAUCCUCGGAGACAUCGUGGAUUUCCGCCAGCUGAACCACAACCCUCGCCUUGGCGCUGUUGACCGGUCGUCUCAUCUGAAGGCCAUAGAAGGCGAGCUCGCUGAUUGUGAGCAGAGCCUUCAGGUCCUUCAGCUACCGAAAGGGUUAUUCUGCAUGUCCCCCAGUGAAAAUGGCAUUGAACCCCAAGCUCAAACUCAACUGCAAGACAUCCCCAAUACAGAAGCUACACACGCCAGCUCGGAACUCGAGACACAGAAACUAGCCCAAGUUGUGGCGAGUUAUAGCCAGUACAUGGUCCAUGUCCUCCGCGCCCUCCUCCACGGUGAAUGGGACCCAAUUUUAAUUUUAACUGACGAUGAUGGUAGCUGGGCUUCAUCUUCCAGUUUCCACGUCAGUACGUCCAGCUCAGUCAAUGCAGCACAACUUAUUCCAGAUAUCCUGCGGCGAGACAGGUAUCUGUCUUUCAUGCCACUUCUAUUCCCGAUCUACCUCUUCCAAGGGAGCUUGGCGUUCUUGCGAUUAGCGGAGCGUUUGAUGCAGGUUGGGCCGAACUCUUUCGUAGAGAAAGCUUCUACGCUCGAUACAGAGUUCCAGAGAAACGUCUGCAAGGCGUUCAGGUUAACUUUGCUGGCGUCGCGUGGCCAACAAGUGAUCAUACCCGAAUCGAAACUGCUUACUAGGAAGCUGCUUGCGCAGUAUAGGUGGAUAGGGGGUGCAAGGGGGGUUUAUAUGUGA
Molecule: messenger RNA, 2073 nt
Organism: Aspergillus versicolor CBS 583.65
Lineage: Eukaryota; Fungi; Ascomycota; Eurotiomycetes; Eurotiales; Aspergillaceae
Product: fungal specific transcription factor domain-containing protein
Exons: 4
Coding region: 1-2073 (690 amino acids)
Biological process (GO): DNA-templated transcription
Molecular function (GO): zinc ion binding; DNA binding
Source: RefSeq, a predicted model, not a curated record